This is a messenger RNA of Pocillopora damicornis (cauliflower coral), 823 nucleotides long. RefSeq lists its product as uncharacterized. The record is from RefSeq and is a predicted model, not a curated record. Gene Ontology annotation, molecular function: calcium ion binding. Lineage: Eukaryota; Metazoa; Cnidaria; Anthozoa; Scleractinia; Pocilloporidae.
AUGAACUAUUCUGUUCAAUUUAAAAUCCUCAGAGUCAGUACAAGCCCUCACUGUAGUCUUGGAGCGUGCGGACAAGGUGCUUGGAUGCUUGUGAUGAAGGUUGACGGCAAAAAGGAAACCUUCCGUUAUGACUCUAAGUAUUGGACCAAUCAACUGGAAUACAAUCCUGUUGGAGGGCAGACUGGGUUCGACUCACAAGAAACCAAGCUAAUGACCUACUGGAACACAUCCUUCACAAAGAUCUGCCUCGGUAUGAAAGUCGACCAACAAAUCCGUUUCAUUGCCGUAGAACAGGAGGCAAGCUCCCUAUUUUCACUGAUCGCUGACGGGCAACACCGCGCCACUUCACUGGGUCGUAACACGUGGAAGUCUCUAAUUGGUUCAGAGGCCUCCUUGCAGAUGGAAUGCAACAUGGAGGGGUUCAAUGUGGUCAGUUCGGAUGGUUUUAGUUCCAAGGCAAGAAUCGGCAUCAUAAGUAAUGAACAAAAUGACUGUAGUACGUGCGACUCGAGAAUUGGAUUUGGCAUAGAUGGAUCUCAUCUCAGUUUCAACAGAUGUGGAAAUGUAGCUCAGUAUUCACCAGAUAAUGGCGAAAAAAACAUAACAGUCAUGGGAUACAUUUUUGUCCGUUAACACGUCCACUGUGGCAUACAGCAUGGGUCUCACACCAUCAGAAUGUUCUUUGGGUCACAAGCACUGACUUAGCUGUUGGUCUUCGAAGGAGAGGUCGAUAUCUAUAAACCUAUUUUAAUCACUUCGCUGAAUGAGACUCAAGCUUUACCGUUUAUUUAUUUAUUAUCGCUAUUCUGUUCCCUUAUGGAAU